AUUUUUAAUUGACACUUAAAAACUGUCAAAACAGUUUUUUCAUCAAAGCGAAUUCAUUCUUGUUUUUAAUUCGGAAUCUUAAAUACAUUUUUUUGUAUAUUGCACAAACGGUGUCCUAAAAAGUUAAUUUAAGGAGGUGUUUUAGACAUAUCUAAGUUUAAUAAUCUCAAAACUUGAAAUAUAAAACCAACGAUGUCUUUCGAUACAAUACCAAAGGAUUUACGAGGACUGCGCGCUUGCUUAGUGUGUUCACUUGUAAAAAGUUUCGAUCAGUUCGAAUGUGAUGGAUGUGAUAAUUGUGAUGAAUUUCUUCGCAUGAAGAACAAUAAAGACAAUGUAUAUGAUCACACGAGCAACAACUUCGAUGGCAUUAUUGCAUUGAUGAGCCCAGAAGAUUCUUGGGUAGCGAAAUGGCAACGAAUCGGACGUUUCACGCGUGGUGUAUAUGCGAUAUCUGUAUCAGGUAAUCUUCCUCAAGCAACUCUGCGGGAAAUGAAAAGCCGUGGUAUACCCUACAGAUCAAGGGAUACAAGCCAACGUUAACUCCUAAUUUAAUUUUUAAAAUACAUUAAAUUAUCGACAUUUUUACAUUUAUUAUAUUAGCAUUUUAAUAAACAAAGCUUUGUGCAGAAUCAAGCAUAAUUAUAAAAAAAAAAUAAAAUCAAAUGCGU
Bactrocera oleae (olive fruit fly) is the source of this 671-nucleotide messenger RNA. It is a transcript of the gene spt4, whose product is annotated as Transcription elongation factor subunit spt4. Gene Ontology annotation, biological process: transcription elongation-coupled chromatin remodeling; regulation of transcription elongation by RNA polymerase II. The record is from RefSeq and is a predicted model, not a curated record. Lineage: Eukaryota; Metazoa; Arthropoda; Insecta; Diptera; Tephritidae. Gene Ontology annotation, molecular function: RNA polymerase II complex binding; zinc ion binding. Gene Ontology annotation, cellular component: nucleus; DSIF complex.